UCCCAGUCAUCUCUUUGGUAGUCCUGCUUUUCUGUGGUACUGCACUGUGAGCUCUGCAGCAGCCGCUGAGCAGAUCAGGAGGAGGAGGAGCUGAGGCUGCUGUCUCAUCAGCCCUAGUCAUUUCUUCUUUAUCUUCUAUUCUACAAAAGCUUUGCAGGGGCUUCGGGGCCUGGCUAUGGAUACUCAAAAAGAAGCUUUGCAGAGGAUCAUCACAACGCUUGCCAACAAAAAUGAUGAAAUACAAAACUUUAUUGACACAUUAAGUCAUGUACUUAAAGGUGUACAGGGAAAUUCUGCCAAGGUCUUGUCUGACUUGGAUGAAGAGUUUGAUGGCCUUUACUCUGUGCUUGAUGAGAUGAAAGAGAGCAUGACUAAUAGAAUCAAGCAGGAACAAGCUCACAAAACACAGGAGCUACAGAAUCAGCUGUCCCAGUGUACAAAUGCCCUGGAGAGUUCAGAGGAGCUAUUAGAAUUUGCUUCACGGACCAUGGACAUAAAGGAGCCUGAGGAAUUCACCAAGGCUGCCAGACAGAUCAAGGAUAGGGUCACAAUGGCUGCAGCUUUUCGUCUAUCGUUGAAACCAAAAGUCAGUGACAACAUGACAUAUCUAAUGGUGGAUUUUUCUCAGGAAAGGCAAACGAUCCAGGGCUUAAAAUUCUUACCAGUGCCUAAAGCACCCGAGAUUGAUCCAGCAGACUGUAUAGUGGCUGACAAUUGUGUGACAGUAUCAUGGCAAAUGCCUGAAGAAGAUAACAAAAUCGACCAUUAUGUUCUGGAAUAUAGGAAAACAAACUACGAUGGACUUCCAAGGGUUAAAGAUGAGAGAUGCUGGGAAACAGUAGAUGAUAUAAAGGGCACAGAAUAUACACUUUCUGGCCCACCCUUUAAAGCAGAGCUCCAUCCAAAAGGGGAGAGAGACACAGUGAAAACAGCUGGGCCGAGCAUAUCGCUGGAUCAUGGGACAGGUUUGAAGUUUGACUCUAAAUAUAUGAACUUUAGAGUACGAGCAUGUAACAAAGCUGUAGCAGGAGAAUACUCAGACCCAGUCACACUGGAAACUAAAGCCCUCAUCUUUGGUCUUGACAACACAUCAUCCCAUCUGAACCUGAAGGUGGAAGACUCGUAUGUAGAAUGGGAUCCAAUGGGUGGUAAAUCUCAAGAAAGCAAAGUCAAAGGAAAGGAGAACAAAGGCAGUGGCCAUGUUACGCUGAAGAACAAUCCCAGAAGUGCAACACCAUCCCCGAAAAGAACUUCCGUUACAUCUAGGCCUCCUGUUAGCAGGGGCAGCAGAGACCGAUUUACAGGAGAGUCUUACACAGUUUUGGGUGAUACAACAAUUGAAAGUGGACAGCAUUACUGGGAAGUUAAAGCUCAGAAGGACUGCAAAUCCUACAGUGUGGGCGUCACAUAUAAGACAAUUGGCAAGUUUGACCAGCUAGGGAAGACCAAUACAAGCUGGUGCUUGCAUGUGAACAACUGGCUACAGACAACAUUUGCUGCAAAACACAACAACAAAGCAAAAGCCUUGGAAGUAGCAGUACCAGAUAAAAUAGGUGUAUACUGUGACUUCGAUGGAGGUCAACUUUCAUUUUAUAAUUCUGAAACAAAGCAAUUACUUCAUAGUUUUAAAACAAAAUUUACACAGCCAGUUGUUCCUGCAUUUAUGGCAUGGUGUGGUGGGAUCACAUUGUACACAGGAUUACAGGUUCCAAGUGCCGUCAGAACUCUUCAAAAGGCUGAAAAUGGAUUGAGCGGCUCAUCUAGUAGUUUAACCAGCAAUGCCCAAUAACAUGGCUCUUUUAACCAACAGGAUGAAAAGUUUGCUCUGACCAGAGUGGAUUGUUAGUUUUUUUUUUAUUUUAUUUAGUGGAAUUACGGUUGCUGUUUACCAAAAUUAGGAGCAAACUAAUCAUUUGGGUUGUUGACCUGCUGCUGCUCUGAAGCUUGCAGUAUUUUUGGUGCCUGACCAUGUGCUGCUCAGAUACAAUGUUAGCAUCUGCUGCAAAUGUUCCAACAAGAGACUGAGUGAACAGAAACUAGGCAGACACAAAAAGAACAAUAUGCCAUGUUAGUAGGUUGUUUUUUUAACCAUGGAUGCAGCCUUGAAUUUAAUUUUUCCACAUCACCACCUCUGUACUUUAAGUGGAUGCAAGUGUUCUGUAGAGCAAUUGUGGUUUUAUAAAAGACUGUCUUUUAAUUUGCUAAAAAUGUAAAUAUCCCCCGACAACUUCAUAACGUGUUUUUAUGAUACAGUGUAUGCAAGUCUUUGAAGUAAUAUUGGGUACAAAAUCAGGUGCUUGUCUUACAAGAAAUACUGUAUAAGUAAGUAUUUAUGGUGUGGGGCCAAAAAGAAGAACUUUUUGGCACGUGUUGGCCAUGUCACUAUAAUUGGGAUUAAUAUAUUAUAUAACACUGCA
Rana temporaria (common frog) is the source of this 2417-nucleotide messenger RNA. RefSeq names its product fibronectin type III and SPRY domain containing 1 like (gene FSD1L). Gene Ontology annotation, molecular function: protein binding. Bases 176 to 1789 code for a protein of 537 amino acids. NCBI's taxonomy places the organism in Eukaryota, Metazoa, Chordata, Amphibia, Anura, Ranidae. The record is from RefSeq and is a predicted model, not a curated record. The transcript is spliced from 15 exons.